This is a messenger RNA of Balaenoptera musculus (blue whale), 545 nucleotides long. Its product is annotated as c-Myc-binding protein-like. The record is from RefSeq and is a predicted model, not a curated record. Gene Ontology annotation, biological process: regulation of DNA-templated transcription. Gene Ontology annotation, molecular function: transcription coactivator activity. Bases 55 to 366 code for a protein of 103 amino acids. Gene Ontology annotation, cellular component: nucleus. NCBI's taxonomy places the organism in Eukaryota, Metazoa, Chordata, Mammalia, Artiodactyla, Balaenopteridae. The transcript has a single exon.
CCGAGCCCGCCCGCCACGGUCUCCGGCGCCAGCUACGCCGCUGCCGCUGUCACUAUGGCCCAUUACAAAGCCGCCGACUCGAAGCGCGAGCAGUUCCGGAGGUACUUGGAGAAGUCGAGGGUGCUGGACACGCUGACCAAGGUUUUGGUAGCCUUGUAUGAAGAACCAGAGAAACCUAAUAGUGCUUUGGAUUUUUUAAAGCAUCACUUAGGAGCUGCUACCCCAGAAAAUCCAGAAAUAGAGCUGCUUUGCCUAGAAUUGGCAGAAAUGAAAGAGAAAUAUGAAGCUAUUGUAGAAGAAAAUAAAAAACUGAAAACAAAGCUUGCUCAGUAUGAACCACCUCAGGAGGAGAAGCGUGCUGAAUAGGAUUCUUCUCAGUUGAAAAGACACUGAAAAAUGGUUUCGUGUGACUUGAAUAGUUUGUAUAGUAUAUAAUCUUUUCCGAACAGAUGCUAUAGCACUCUUUUAAUAUGUUAAAUUCACCUAUCACACUUUAACUGUUAUAAACACAUAUACUUAGAAUCACCAAUAAAAACUCAAUAUAA